Rotaria sp. Silwood1 is the source of this 395-nucleotide messenger RNA. Lineage: Eukaryota; Metazoa; Rotifera; Eurotatoria; Philodinida; Philodinidae. The record is from the annotation of a GenBank genome assembly.
AUGGAUAAUGUCUCCAUUCAACUUGGUAAUCUAACCUGGCCUGACAGAUCGUUUCUUCCACGUGCUGUGGAUAUUAGUCAAGAUCUAUUCGUUGUAGUACUUGGCUUUGUGGGUGAUCCGAGUAGCAACUAUACUCCAUGUGCUUAUCUUCUAAGUAGAUCUGGUUCAAAUUUCACUGUACAUGAUACAUGGAUGUACAUGCCACCAACGGCUACCUCGUGGCAAGCAAGUCUUACGAACUGGGACGCCGAUAUCUAUUUAGCCAAACACGAUAUGUCAGUAAGCAUCAAUGACGCCAAAAGUCAAGUUCUACUCGGAAUUCAAAUAACAAAUACUAUUAUAUUGCUAGAUAUCAAUCGAACUACUCUAAAAUUCAUCUUACCAUCGCAAUCACU